ACUCUACUCUAACUGCCGGUGCAGACAGAACCCGCAUCAUCCUCUAUAUAUCCUUCCCCUUUUGUUCCUUCCGUCUGCCGGACCCCUCCGUCCUCUUCUCCUUGCGAAGCCACCUCUCUUCCCUCUCUCUCCUUUCCCCCCUCCUCAUACGCCUCCACUAGUGACCUCGGUGGUGAAGAUGGCAGCCCAACGAUUCAGAGAACUCUUUGGGCCGGCCGAGGCGGUGCCGCUCGACAAGCUCGUGCCCAUCGACAAGGUGCGCAAGGCCAUCGCCGCCCCCGGCUCAGUGCAGGAGAUGGAGACAAAGCUCGUCAACGGCAAGAUGCAGCGCGUCUACAAGAACCUGCCCGCCUCGACGCGCGACCUCUUUGUCAUGGCGGCACGGGCCUUUGCCCACCGUCCCUAUGUUGUCUACGACCUCAAGGAGCGUUUUACCUACCAGGAGAUUUUCGACCAGAGCCUCACCGUGGCACACUGGCUCAAGCAUCAGUUUGGCGUGCGCAAGGGCGACCGCGUGGGCAUUGCGGCGCGAAACUACCCCGAGUUCAUUGCGACCUACUGGGGUAUCCACCUGCUUGGCGCGGUGGCUGCGCCCAUCAACUCAUUUGCAGAGGGCGACACACUGGCAUUCUGCGUCCGCGACGUCAGCUGCCGCGUCGUCGUCGUCGAUGCGGAGCGGCUGGCCAGGCUGCAGGACUUUAUUCCGUCGCUCUUUGCCUACGAGGUGGACGAUGCGUUCAACAAGGGCACGGCCCGGCCGCUCGAGGCCAUCGUCGUCAUGCCCAGGGAUGGUGCCAAGCGUGUGGCAGACAAGGACAAGCACUGGCUUAACAAAGGCGACGAGCGCAGCGUCUACGAUUUCGAGCAGCUCCAGCGGGCACACCGGGAGGCGGCUCUGAAGCAGGGCGUGCCCAAGGUCCAGAUCAGCCCCGAGGACAAUGCGACGAUUCUCUUUACCAGCGGCACCACGGGCAUGCCAAAGGGUGUCUUGAGCACGCAGCGCCAGUCGCUCUCCUCGCUCUUCUUGGCGGGUUUCAGCUUCGCAUUCACAUUUGCACGCAGGGGCAAGACGCCACCGGGCCCCGCCGAGGACAAGGACCAGAGCAGCCAGCUGCUCAUGGUGCCCCUCAUGCACACCACGGGCAUUCACAGCGGCUUGACGUCGACGACGGCGGCGGGCAACCGGAUCAACAUCCUCUCGGCGUACUCGGUUGACGCCGUGGGCAAAUGCAUCGAGUCCGAGCGAGUCUCGACGAUCCUCGGCAUUGGCUUCAUGCUCCGUGAGAUUAUCAACUCAAAAUACGACGUCUCCUCCCUGGCCGUCUUCUCCCACGGAGGCAGUUCGUCGGCAAAGGAGCUGCCCGCCGAGAUGGCGGCGAGGAACUCCGACUCCGUCAUGGGCUCCGGCUACGGCCUGACCGAGGUCAACGGCGUUGCCGCUGGCAUUGCCGGCGACGACUACUUCCACCGGCCCACAAGCUGCGGCCAGCCACCCGUUGCCGUCGACCUCAUGGUGGUGGAUCCCGACAACUUCGUGGAGGUGCCCCGGGGCGAGGUCGGUGAGCUUUGGAUCAAGUCGCCCGGCACUGCAAAGUGCUACUGGAACCGGCCACAAGCGACAGCAGAGGCCUUCCUUCCCGAUGGGUGGUUCCGAUCCGGUGACCUGGCCAAGAUCGACGAAGAGGGCUUCGUCUACAUCGUCGACCGAGCCAAGGACAUCAUCGUGCGAGGCGGAGAGAACAUUUCGUGUGCCCAGGUCGAAAAUGCCGUCUAUCGGCACCCCGACGUUCUCGACUGCGCCGUCGUCUCGAUUCCCGACAAGAGGCUGGGCGAGCGCGUGGCGGCCGUGUGCGUGCCGAGAGACCCUUCAAAGGAGCUUCCGAGCGAGAAGUCCAUCAUCGAGGCCGCCAAGAAGGCUCUUCCCAAGUAUGCUGUGCCAGAGUACGUCUGGGUGAGGAAGGAGCCCCUGGAGCGGAACCCAAGCGGCAAAGUCUUGAAGCCCAUCGUGAGACAAGCUGUCCGACAGAGGGCCCAAGAGCAGGGCUGGACCCCACCUGACCCGUCCAAGGGCCGACCCUCGAAGAUGUGAUAGAGUCAGUGGUAGUAGUAGUGGUAGAUUUGCAGGUGCUCAUUGCCGCUCUUUGCCUUGCCGGGCUGUUGCUGGUAGUCACGCUAUUUGUUGCUUGGAUCUUCUCCUGUAGAGAUGCUUGCUCCCCCACCCUGCAUGACAUGACAUUGCUCUGUCUCUCUAUCCUAACCGUGCUAGCCGCGCCUUUUACAACACCAGUACGUUGCUUUUUGGGGAAACGCAAUGCAAAAGCGCGAAAU
Acaromyces ingoldii is the source of this 2328-nucleotide messenger RNA. Its product is annotated as acetyl-CoA synthetase-like protein. The record is from RefSeq and is a predicted model, not a curated record. The transcript is spliced from 3 exons. Bases 179 to 2089 code for a protein of 636 amino acids. Lineage: Eukaryota; Fungi; Basidiomycota; Exobasidiomycetes; Exobasidiales; Cryptobasidiaceae.